GACUUUAACCAGAGCGAGUCAGUCAACGUUUCCACAAACUGGUUCAGUUGCAACUUACACUGAAGAGAUUUUUCACUUAGCCUUUCAGAGCAAUAGUCCAGGCUGCCUUUGGCAGGGCGCCGAGGGAAAGUUCGUGAUGCUGGGUGGAAGUUCCAUUAGUUAUAAGGCGCAGUCUCUCAGUGUACAGUGCAGCCGCGAGUCCAGGACGUGCAUCAUAUUACGGUGCAGUCGCACUCUUGCGCCGUGCAACAGUACCAGUGUUACGGACCGGGAGCGGCUGCUGCGGCGGUUUCGAGGCCGGGUCCACCCCGCGGACACCGGGGACAUGUCCCUGGAGGGGGAUUCGCUCUUCGAAAAACAGACGAAGUGCAUUUUGUUGACAUUUCUUAAGGAGAAGACAUUUGUAAAUCGCAUCGUCGCAGAAGAAAUUUGUAAACUUGAGAAAAUAGUGACCGAGGUGUCGGACGAUGAUGAUGAUGAUGGCAUUCAGACAGACGGACACUGCGCGUCCUUAUACUUUUUUCGUUCAGGUCAGGAGCGUGGAGAUUUGUGCCGAGAGAUAGGUGUGCGCUUAGCUUUGAUGGGAGAUGGGCUGGAUCAAGGCAUUAAUCACAAUGUGGUGGAGGGAUUUAUCCAAGCACAUGAAAAUAAUCAUCCACAAGAGGAUGGAACUAUAACUUUAUCUACCAUAAUCGAUGGCUUGACUGAUCAAAGGACAACUGUCAUUCAAGAUAUGCCGCAGGAGAGGAGAAUUCUGUUACUGACACUGUGGCUGUUGGAAAAGACUGUACUGGAGCAGCCUCGCUUGCUCCCACGCAUCUUCAGAACCACUGUACAAUACAUCACCACAAAGCUCCAAAACUACAUCAACCAGUUAGGAGGUUGGGAACAUCUGCAUUGAAGCUACAAGGAAGAAGAUAAGAUAACCACUGGACCUCAUUUAUUAUAUUAAAACACUGCAAUAAUAUUUUACAUUCUACCGGGUGGUCAUCUUUUCUGUGUUAUUUUUAGUGUGUUUUAAAAGUUUGUGCUAAUGUUCUCUGGUUUGUUUUAUUGGGGGGGGGGGGGGGG
Molecule: messenger RNA, 1071 nt
Organism: Amblyraja radiata (thorny skate)
Lineage: Eukaryota; Metazoa; Chordata; Chondrichthyes; Rajiformes; Rajidae
Exons: 5
Coding region: 137-901 (254 amino acids)
Biological process (GO): positive regulation of release of cytochrome c from mitochondria; apoptotic mitochondrial changes; positive regulation of intrinsic apoptotic signaling pathway
Cellular component (GO): cytosol; cytoplasm; mitochondrion
Source: RefSeq, a predicted model, not a curated record